GGGGCGGCUCCACGGAGAUCGAUACCGUGCUUGCAGAGCAUAACGUCUCUGUGACCGCGGCUGGUUCUUUUGAGGGCGGACGGUCUGAGUCCGGUUCACCAGCGGUUGUGCAGCUCGUUCUGCUGACAGCCCGUACGAAGAGAACGAAGGAGGAAUGUAACAGAUAACGUUAAUUAGCGGAACCUUGCGCCCGCUGUCCUCCCUCCUGCCGAACGCGCGCGCCACCGCUGCCGCCGUCGCCGUGCUCCUGGGAAAGUUCCAGCGCAGCGGAUGGAUUCCGCACGAAGGCGCUGAGGCUCCAGCCUGACUGACGCCGGGGGCUGUGCCGCUGCUCUGGCUCCUCGCGCACAGACGUUCCACACCUCCACAGCACGAGUAGAGCUUAGAGUCCCGUGACGGCGACGGUCGCGUCUGGAGCAGAAGAUGGAAACUUUAUCUUGGCAUCUGGCUGGUUAAGAAAUACCCCCUCAUCCACAGGCCAGCUUCUCGUCUCGAGUUCCUGCUCCACUAGAUAUCGCCACAACCCAAAGUGUUUGCUUUGUGGUGGCAGCUGUCCAGACUUCUACUAAAGUGGUUCUGCUUGUGCAGCACAGGCCAACAGUCCGGCUUCUACUGGCGGUGGGCUUAACUUUCCCACCCCACGCUUGUGGCUCCUCCUUCGUGCCAACUGCUUGUCCCGAUGCACUCCACCACCUCCAUCACCUCCCUGUUCUCCUUCACCAGUCCAGCAGUGAAGCGACUGCUUGGUUGGAAGCAGGGUGAUGAGGAGGAGAAAUGGGCUGAGAAGGCUGUAGACUCCCUGGUGAAGAAGCUGAAGAAAAAGAAGGGUGCCAUGGAGGAGCUGGAGCGAGCACUAAGUUGCCCUGGGCAGCCCAGCAAGUGUGUGACCAUUCCACGCUCACUGGAUGGCCGACUCCAGGUGUCUCACCGCAAGGGCCUCCCCCACGUAAUUUAUUGCCGGGUGUGGCGUUGGCCUGACCUGCAGUCUCAUCAUGAGCUCAAGGCUCUGGACUGCUGUGAGUUCCCUUUUGGCUCCAAGCAGAAGGACAUCUGUAUAAACCCCUACCAUUAUCGCAGGGUGGAGACUCCAGUGCUGCCCCCUGUGCUGGUCCCACGCCACAGCGAAUUUAACCCACAGCACAGCCUGUUGGCCAAGUUCCGCAAUGCCUCCCUGCACAAUGAGCCCCUGAUGCCACAGAAUGCAACUUACCCGGACUCCUUCCACGCAUUGCCCUGUAGUGCCUUCUCCACUUCGCCCUCUGGUUCUCUCACACAGUCACCUGGCACCCUCAGCUUUCCCAAUUCUCCUGGUAGUGCCGCUGAGCCGGGGAGUCCCUACCAGGUUACAGCUGAGACACCACCCCCUCCAUACAGCAUGUCAGAGCCACCUGAAGAUAUCAAGCCAGGGGACUCCUCCAACCCUAGCAAGCUCAUGUUUUCUGCCCCCAACAGAGACCUACGACCUGUGUGCUACGAGGAGCCGGAGUACUGGUGUUCCGUUGCCUACUACGAGCUCAACAACCGGGUGGGGGAGACCUUCCACGCUUCAUCCCGCAGCAUUCUAGUUGAUGGCUUCACUGACCCCUCAAACAAUAAGAAUCGCUUCUGCCUUGGUCUGCUGUCCAACGUGAACAGAAACUCAACGAUCGAGCACACUCGCAGACAUAUUGGAAAGGGUGUGCACCUGUAUUACGUGGGUGGCGAGGUAUAUGCAGAGUGCUUAAGCGACAGCAGCAUCUUUGUCCAAAGCCGAAAUUGCAACUACCAACAUGGCUUUCACCCUACCACUGUCUGCAAGAUUCCCAGUGGCUGCAGCCUCAAGAUCUUCAACAAUCAGUUGUUUGCCCAGCUGCUGUCGCAGUCUGUCAACCAUGGCUUUGAAGUGGUCUAUGAGCUCACCAAGAUGUGUACCAUUCGCAUGAGCUUUGUCAAGGGCUGGGGUGCGGAAUACCACCGGCAGGACGUUACUAGCACCCCCUGCUGGAUUGAGAUCCAUCUGCAUGGGCCACUGCAGUGGCUGGACAAAGUUCUGACCCAGAUGGGGUCUCCACACAACCCCAUAUCCUCGGUGUCCUAACACUGAACACCAGCUGGCCAUGGGGAAGGGUGGGGGAUGCUGUCCACAUGUUCUGAUUUUUCAAAUUUCGCCAUGGCGAAAGACAUUCGGUCACUAGUACUCAGAACACCUUUGUUCUUGUGCAGUGUAAGUCUUUUGAUGAGUCAUAUAAUUGGUAAGUAUAUGUUGUGAAGUUGUAAGAAGAAUGGCAUUUACUCUUGGGUACUAAAAAAAAAAAAUCUAAUCCUUGAUCAUUUCAUUUCAAAAUUUAGUGUGCAAUAUUUAGUCAGAACAUAUUAGUGGGUCCUUUUGGACAUCUUGUGUACAGUGGCAUGUUUUUUUUUAUAAAAUUUUAUUGGCCUUUAACACAUUCUCCCUAAUUCAUUUAAAAUGGCCUCUUAAAUUUUCUUGUAGCGUGUGGGUUUUGCUGAUAUGCAGUGUAUUGUGGAUGUUUGAGCAGCUGUAUAGUGCAUGAGUAGCCUUGACUGUCUUGGUUGUGCUAGUUAGUCUGCCUAGUCGCACUUAAACUGAAGAUGUCUGUGCAUAGUCAGUAGUGUUUAGACUAGUCUGCCACAACAUCAUUUUUCUAACAAGGAUAUUCAUUCUGCCUCAGAGGCUCUUCAGCCAGCGUGUUCUGCAGGUCUGUGUACGUUGUGUUCAUUUUUUUAAUAUUGAAAGCAGAAAAAUUAGAUGACUUUUUGUUUGAGCG
Molecule: messenger RNA, 2765 nt
Organism: Scleropages formosus (Asian bonytongue)
Lineage: Eukaryota; Metazoa; Chordata; Actinopteri; Osteoglossiformes; Osteoglossidae
Gene: smad9
Product: SMAD family member 9
Exons: 8
Coding region: 680-2077 (465 amino acids)
Biological process (GO): cell differentiation; SMAD protein signal transduction; regulation of transcription by RNA polymerase II
Cellular component (GO): heteromeric SMAD protein complex
Molecular function (GO): RNA polymerase II cis-regulatory region sequence-specific DNA binding; I-SMAD binding; DNA-binding transcription factor activity, RNA polymerase II-specific
Source: RefSeq, a predicted model, not a curated record